Molecule: messenger RNA, 1591 nt
Organism: Beta vulgaris subsp. vulgaris (sugar beet)
Lineage: Eukaryota; Viridiplantae; Streptophyta; Magnoliopsida; Caryophyllales; Amaranthaceae
Product: bHLH transcription factor RHL1
Exons: 7
Coding region: 48-1412 (454 amino acids)
Biological process (GO): regulation of transcription by RNA polymerase II
Cellular component (GO): nucleus
Molecular function (GO): RNA polymerase II cis-regulatory region sequence-specific DNA binding; protein dimerization activity; DNA-binding transcription factor activity, RNA polymerase II-specific
Source: RefSeq, a predicted model, not a curated record
GGUGCUUAUAAUAGCAAUAGAAGAAGAGAGAAAGAGAUCAACAAAUCAUGAGAGAAAUGGAAGGAGGUGGUGGUGGUAGUAGAGGGAUAAUAUCACAUCCUCACUCUUUAGAAGAGUUGCAACAAUCUCAACAACAACAACAACAAAAUGGUCAACAACCUCAAUCUCAGCAACAAUAUCGUGAAUCUCAAAACGAUGAUUUCUUAGAACAAAUGCUUUCCAACAUUCCUAACUGUUCAUGGCCUCCUACACCACAUGACCUUCCUUCUCCUACUUCAAACCCUAAUAAUUCGAACCCGAACUCAAAUAUUGCUCUUAAACCCGGUGAUUCUCCUCCGGAUGAUCCGGAAUCUGCUGCUGCCGCUGCUGCUGCUGCCGUUGCAUUUCACUAUCCUUUCGACGAAGCUUCGCUUGUGUCGAAGCUUCGUCACCAACAGAUGAAUGAAGUGACGGCUAAGUCAUUAUUGCUGCAACACCAGCAACAAUUUCUUCUUUCUAGGAGAACUCCCGGAGAUUCUUCUCCCGGGAUGUUACCAUUGCCUUUGAGCCUUGGUAAUACGGAUGGUGUUGAUCAUUCGCCAUUCAAAUCUCAGGGAGUAGCAGAAGCUUCAGUUCAAGCAUUGUACAAUGGAUUUGCUGGAUCGCUUCAUGCUAAUGCGAAUCCUCCUAAUCAGCAACCAUUUCACCCACCUCCUCCUCCUCCUCAGGGAGGGAGCUUGGGCGGCGGAGGACAGAACAAUGGCGUGGUUCAAGCACCACCAGCGAGCGCGUCGACAGGCGGUAGUAGUGGUGCUGGUGCUCCUCAAAGACAGAGGGUUAGGGCUCGCAGAGGCCAGGCUACUGACCCCCAUAGCAUCGCCGAAAGACUACGGCGAGAGAGGAUUGCAGAGAGGAUGAAAGCUUUACAAGAAUUGGUUCCAAACGCUAACAAGACAGACAAGGCAUCUAUGCUUGAUGAGAUCAUCGACUAUGUCAAAUUUCUCCAACUCCAAGUCAAGGUACUAAGCAUGAGCAGAUUGGGAGGUGCAGCUGCUGUAGCUCCAUUGGUUGCUGACAUGACCUCCGAGGGUGGCGGAGUAGGCCGGAGCGGGAACGGCACCCAAACGGCGUCAGCGAACGACAGCAUGACGGUAACGGAGCAUCAAGUGGCAAAGUUAAUGGAGGAAGACAUGGGUUCGGCCAUGCAAUAUUUACAAGGGAAGGGUUUAUGUCUUAUGCCUAUUUCCUUAGCCACGGCUAUAUCCACCGCCACGUCACUAACGCGCACAUCUCUACCUCCAACUCGGCCCCAUGUUAACGGCAACAACCACCUCCUCCUCCCGUCUAUUCCGUCUAACGGCGACGGAGAGAAUAAUGGCAAUAAGGCUAACAACACUACUGACUCUACCGUUAAAGAUCCUUGCAACACUUGAUCUUCGCGUUAUUUCCUAACCCAUCAACUUACGUUUUUUUUUUUUUGUAACCAACUCUUCUUUAUCUUACUGUUACAUUUUGUUAUAAUUUAGUUGUUACAUUAUUAGUUUGUUCGAUUAAUUAUAUUAUCAUAUAGUUCAUUAAUAAUACGAAAAAAAAAGCUACUCCUUUGAAUUUA